AUGGAAUUUGGGAAACUCUUGGAUCCCCCGUCAGACACAAUCAGCACUCCGGAAAACCACAAAAAACCCCAUGAAUGCUCAGAGUGUGGGAAAUCCUUUGGUCGCAGAUCAGUGCUUUUUACUCACAAGAAGAUCCAUGUGGGAAGUGGAUCCAGUCAAGGUUUGGAGGGAAUAAAAUCGUACAAAUGCUUUGAGUGUGGGAAAUGUUUCACCCGGCGUUCAAUUCUUUGGAGUCAUGAGAAAACACACAGAGGGGAGAAAAAGGAAAAGUGCCUGGAAUGCGGUAAAUGUUUUUACCAGAAAUCACACCUGUUGCGACAUCAGAGACUUCACACCGGAGACAGACCUUAUGAAUGCCCAGACUGUGAGAAACGAUUUAUAUAUUCUUCUGAACUUCGGAGACACGAGGAGAGGCACAAAGGAGAGUUACGCUAUAAAUGUGGGGAGUGUGGGAAAAGUUUUAGUUCCCUUGGAGGGCUUCAGAUUCAUCAGAGAAUCCACACGGGGGAAAAACCAUACAAAUGUGGGGAGUGUGGGAAAUGUUUUUCACAAAAACACCACCUUGGAAGGCAUGAGAGGGUCCACACAGGAGAGAAGCCGUACAGAUGCGUAGAAUGUGGGAAAUGUUUUGCUCAUCAGGGAGGCCUUUUGACACAUCAUAAAACCCACACAGGGGAGAAACCAUAUCAAUGCAUCGAAUGUGGACAGUUUUAUUCUACCACAUCCGCCCUUAAGAGACAUGUAAAAACUCACACAGGGGAAAAAAAUUACAAAUGUUUAGACUGUGGGAAAACAUUUGCUCAUGCGUGUUCCCUCAAAGGCCACAACCGAAUCCAUACAGGAGAAAAGCCCUAUAAAUGCUCGGAGUGCGAUAAAUGUUUUUCUCAGAAAGAUACUCUUUGUGGGAAAUGUUUUGCCCAUACUUCGUCACUUCGCAUACACACCAGAAAUCACACAGGAUAG
Messenger RNA from Protobothrops mucrosquamatus (brown spotted pit viper), 963 nucleotides. Its product is annotated as gastrula zinc finger protein XlCGF17.1-like. Lineage: Eukaryota; Metazoa; Chordata; Lepidosauria; Squamata; Viperidae. Gene Ontology annotation, biological process: regulation of transcription by RNA polymerase II. The transcript has 3 exons. Gene Ontology annotation, molecular function: RNA polymerase II cis-regulatory region sequence-specific DNA binding; DNA-binding transcription factor activity. The coding region runs from base 1 to 963 and encodes 320 amino acids. The record is from RefSeq and is a predicted model, not a curated record.